GUUUUCCUCUCCAUGUUCAAAUGUCAAAACCAGUGAGUCAAUACUAAGAGUUAUUUUGGACAAUGGAUUAAGUUAAAACAAUCAUCCAAAAAUAGUAUUUCUCGCUUAAUACGUGUUCGAAAACAAUGUUUUAACUGUUUGAUCCCUAAAAACCGCACGGAAAAUGGCCGAUUUGAUCAGGGGGAGCGCCUUGCAGGGUGCUGGUAUCAUGAAAGAUAAACUGGGUUCUCCCAGUACAGGAAGUGAAGAUGGUAACGAUCAAGAGCACCCGCCGCCCCCUAAAACGGAGCCUGAAGACCCCGAUCUUGGUGAUUCCGCGACUCACGCGCCCCCGGAAACACAAUGGUAUCAUGGGCGAUUGGAUAGGUAUCAAGCUGAGGAGCGCCUUUGGGAGGAGAACCGAUUGGGAAGUUAUCUUGUAAGAGAAAGUGAUCGUAAACCGGGAUCGUACGUUUUAUCUUAUUUGGGAAGAACUGGAAUAAAUCAUUUUCGAAUAACAGCAGUUUGUGGUGAUUUUUAUAUUGGGGGACGUCAAUUUGAUUCUUUAAAUGAUUUGAUUGGAUAUUACACACAAUUUAGUGAUUUAUUAAAAAGGGAAAGAUUAAUUCAUCCAGUUGCACCUCCGGAACCAGUCAACGAUAAAAAGAGAGUCGUUGCAAUUCUUCCUUACACAAAAAUGCCCGACACCGAUGAAUUAACAUUUAAAAAGGGUGACAUCUUUUUCGUUCACAACGAUAUGGGUGAUGGUUGGUUAUGGGUGACCGCUCAUCGUACUGGAGAACAAGGAAUGAUUUUUAGAGAACUCGUUGAAGAUUUAGAUGAUAGUAUUGAUCCAAAUACGGUCUUCCCAUGGUUUCAUCCAAGUUGUACUAAAAGCGAAGCUGUUGAUUUACUCGUAAAAGCUGGUCCUGGAAGCUUUCUUGUACGACCAAGUGAUAACUCACCCGGAGAUUACUCAUUAUUUUUUCAUAUAAACAAUCAAAUUCAACGAUUUCGGAUUGAAAAAAGAGGGGUGCGAUAUCUAAUGGGGGGAAGAAUUUUUGAAUGUUUAGAUGCGGUUAUAAAUCGUUAUCGGAAAGAACAAAUUGUUGAGGGUUAUACUUUACAGCAUCCUUUGGUUGUUGAUGGUUCAAAACAAUUGGAUUGGGUACCGGAUGGUAAUAAAAUGAAAUCGGAGCCUGAAAAAAUUUACGCCACUUUGAGGGAAUGUCGAGAUCAAGCGAGUUUUAAAAAAAUGAAAGGAAUUAAACACAAAGGUUAUUUACAUAGAAAACCGGAUAAAGUUACAAAAAAAUGGAAACUCCUCUAUUUUAUUUUAUUAGUUGAUGGUACCGAUACCCUUUUAUAUAUUUAUGAAAAUCCAAAACGCACAAAACCCAAGGGGCUCAUCGAUUUAUCUUGCGCUUACUUGUAUCAGGUACAUGAUAGCCUUUGGGAGCGACAAUACUGCUUUCAAAUCGUCGAAAAAGCUUUACCAUGUAUUUCAACAGUAACUCAUUUAGCGGCACCUUCGUUAGAAGAGUGCCAAGAAUGGAUAAACGCUCUUAAACCGUUAUGUGUACCACAAAUGAGCAAAGCCACGUCAAAAGUACCCAAAUUACGCGAGUUAAGAUGUUUAACUUUAAACAUUUUGGACGCCCAUCGACUUCCAGUUAAAUUCGUACCUCAACCCUACAUCACAAUUCAAUUAAACAACCAAGUUCGUAUCGGAAAAACCCGCGUUAAAAGUGGUUCAGAUCCAAUUUGGGAGGAAGAAUUUGUAAUUGACGAUGUUCCUUGCGAUAUCGUUUCAUUUACAUUGACAGUUUAUAAUAAAGGUAAAAGGGGAAAAGACAAUGAAGUCGCCGAUUUACAUAUUGAUUUGAGCAAAUUGGGAAACGGGGAGGAACACGAAAAAUGGUAUGAUUUAACUGGGGUUACUCCAAUUGGGGAAUGGGGAUCUUUAAGAUUACGAAUAAGAUAUUUACACGAUUUGGUUAUGCCCGGAGAAGAAUACAGCCCGCUUCAACAACUUUUAUUAGAACCUGGGUUAACAUCUGUGAAAACUUUGGCGGAAAUUUGUCACGCGGAUCGCCAACCGUUAGCAGUGGCUUUAUUGAAAGUUUUUAGAGCGGAAAUGAGAGAAACUGAGUUGUUGAGGGAAUUAAAUAAUGCUGAAAUUGAAAAAGAAACCGAAAUUUCGACGUUAUUUCGAGCAGCAUCACUCCCAACGACCCUAAUGGACCUAUACAUGCGAGCGGAAUGCGGCGAUUUUUUAAGAGCUGCAUUAAUGGAUAUAAUUCAACGUCUCUUGGAAAGUAAACAAAGCGCUGAAUUGAAUCCGAAUAAAAUGGAUUCGCCUGAUGAGGCGUGUAGCAACGCAGAAUUUCUUUUACAAAUUCUCGAUCAAGUCACAUUAACAAUAUUUAUAUCGUUAGAAGAACUGCCUAGACCUGUUCGUUAUAUUUGCGGUUGUCUCCAAAAAGCGGUGGUAGCAAAAUGGCCUGGUGAACGAUUCGUUCGAACUCGCGUCGUUUCCGGAUUUAUUUUCCUAAGACUAUUAUGUCCAGCUUUAUUAAAUCCUCGUCAAUUCAGUUUGGUUAAUGAACAACCAUCUCAAAUGGCGACAAGAAGUUUGGUUAUGGUCGCCAAAUGCUUACAGAAUUUAGCGAAUUUGGUUGAGUUUGGUGGAAAAGAACAAUACAUGGAAGUUGUGAACCCGUUUAUUUUAAAAAAUAAAGAACGUAUGGUGGUGUUUUUGGAUCAAUUAUCGGCGAUUGGCGACCCAGGUGAAUUGGUUAAUAUAAACAGAUUAGACACAGCGAAAGAAUUGGCUACUUUACAUCACAUUUGUGUUGCUCAUUUACCGGAAUUACAAGCAAUUUCUAAAGUUAAUCCGAGUUUGAAAACUUUGGUUACUGUUACUGAUAUGUUAACAAAACACAAGCAAAAAUAUCUUGAGAUGAUAAGAUAGUUAUAAAUCGGUGGAUGAUAAAAAGAGUAACCAACCAAGUCAAGUGAUUGUGUCCAAUUUUUUUCUUUUCAUAACACAUUGUCUCCAAAUAUUAGCCUUAAGGUCUCUUUAUCUGUCUCUCAUGCUUUUUUGAAUGUGUCCCUUUUAAACCUUUCAUUAAUAUUAUUAUUAUUAGAGAAAUGUGGGGAAUAAUCGCCCACACGGUAUUUCGCGAAGACUGUAUUUACUUAGGAGGUAGGGUUAAUAACUAAGUCAGUAGGUUUUGUGCUUUAAAACAAGAAUGAUGAAUUUCUUUUAUGAUUAUACGUGUCCAUAAACAAAGAUAAUGAUACAGAUAAUAAUAUAUUUUGUUGUUGUUUAGUCAGCGCCAUUAUUUAGUACAAGUAUUAAUAUUUUUUCGAAAUUAAAUAUAUUCAUACCGCACAUACCGUAAUCUACAUUUUUAUCUUUGUUUAUGCAAGUAACUAGAAAGUGUAUGUUGAAGGACUUUUUAAGUUUUCCACAAAUGUAUAAUUAAAUUUUUAAAUUUCCAUUUAUUUUUAAUUUCAAGUAUUGCAUAACUUCCUUUUUAUUGACUUUUAUAUAACCUCCCAUAUUUGUAUUAUUUUACUGAUUUUAGAGGCGGUAUUAUUUAUAGUAACUUUAAGAUGACUUUUUAUACAUCAGCUAUGUGUCAUAUAAGAGUAAGUUUUUUGUAUAAAUAAACUGUAUGAAGUUAUUCCUA
Onthophagus taurus is the source of this 3677-nucleotide messenger RNA. It is a transcript of the gene vap, whose product is annotated as RAS p21 protein activator vap. Lineage: Eukaryota; Metazoa; Arthropoda; Insecta; Coleoptera; Scarabaeidae. Gene Ontology annotation, molecular function: protein binding. The record is from RefSeq and is a predicted model, not a curated record. Gene Ontology annotation, biological process: regulation of GTPase activity.